Neltuma alba is the source of this 1791-nucleotide messenger RNA. Its product is annotated as allene oxide synthase 3-like. Lineage: Eukaryota; Viridiplantae; Streptophyta; Magnoliopsida; Fabales; Fabaceae. The record is from RefSeq and is a predicted model, not a curated record. Gene Ontology annotation, molecular function: monooxygenase activity; iron ion binding; oxidoreductase activity, acting on paired donors, with incorporation or reduction of molecular oxygen. The transcript has a single exon. Bases 61 to 1518 code for a protein of 485 amino acids. Gene Ontology annotation, biological process: sterol metabolic process.
CGCUCUGCUUUCUCUCUGUACCAUCACCAAGAAAAAGAAAACACCCAACAAUCAUCAUCAAUGGCUUCUUCUUCACCCUCAGACACUUCUUCCAAGCUUCCCCUGAAACCAAUACCUGGAAGUUAUGGCCUUCGCUUCUUCGGAGCCAUUAGCGACAGACACGAUUAUUUUUACAGACAAGGUCGUGACAAGUUCUUCUCCUCUAGAAUCCAGAAGUACAAGUCAACGGUUUUCCGUACGAACAUGCCUCCCGGCCCUUUCAUUUCUUCCGACCCCCGAGUUAUCGCCGUCCUCGACGCUAUCAGCUUCCAGAUUCUCUUCGACAACUCCAAGGUCGAGAAACGCAACGUUCUUGAUGGCACCUUCAUGCCCUCCACCGAGUUCACCGGCGGCUACCGCGUCUGCGCCUUUCUCGACACCUCCGAACCCUCUCAUGCUCUCUUCAAAAGCUUCUACCUCCACCUCCUCGCUUCCCAACACCACAACUUCAUCCCGCUCUUUAGGGACUGUGCGUCGGAGCUCUUCGCCGGUCUAGACGACAAAGUCUCCGAGAAUGGCAAAGUUAGCCUCAACACCUUCAGCGACAAAAUGUCUUUCGACUUCGUGUUCCGGCUCCUCUGCGGGUCAAACUCAGACCCUAAGAAUACCGAGCUCGGGUCGGAUGGUCCAAAACUCUUCGAGAAAUGGUUGGGUGUGCAGCUCGCUCCCCUUGCCACCGCAGGGCUUCCCAAAAUAUUCGACUACGUCGAAGAUUUCUUUCUCCGAACACUCCCGUUUCCAGCGUGUAUCGUGAAGUCAGACUACAAGAAGCUUUACGACGUAUUCUCCACGGCUGCAUCGGCGACGCUGGACGAAGCGGAGCGUUUCGGGCUCAAGAGAGACGAAGCUUGCCAUAACCUUAUUUUUAUGGCGGGCUUCAACGCUUACGGUGGGUUCAAGAGCCAGUUCCCUUUACUGAUGAAGUGGGUUGGAUCUGCCGGAGCCGGUCUCCACAAGGAGCUGGCCGACGAGAUCAGGACCGUCGUGAAGGCGGAAGGCGGGAUCACAUUUGCGUCGCUGGAGAAGAUGACUCUGACAAAGUCGGUAGUGUACGAGGCACUAAGGAUCGAACCUACAGUGCCCUACCAGUACGCUAAGGCGAGGGAGGAUCUGGUGAUCCAGUCUCAUGACGCAGCAUUUGAGGUCAAGAAAGGAGAAAUGAUCUUCGGAUUUCAGCCGUUCGCUACGAAAGAUCCUUGGGUGUUUGAGAAUCCUGAGGCAUUUGUGGGCCAUAGGUUUGUCGGGGAAGGGGAGAAGCUGCUAAAGUAUGUCUAUUGGUCAAACGGACGAGAGACAGAGGAGUCAUCCAAAGAUAACAAGCAAUGCCCGGCGAAGAAUCUGGUGGUGCUGCUGUGUAGGGUAAUGCUGGUGGAGUUCUUCUUACGUUACGACACGUGCACCGUGGAGGUUGGCAAGAGCAGUUCAAAUCUAGGAGCAUCAGUGACGUUCACUUCGUUGACUAAGUCUUCAUCACAUUGAUCGGUGAUAAUAUCAAUACCCUUCGAUCUGCUUGGAAUGUGUUUUCUGUCUGAUUUUGUUAAGUAUGCAGCAGGAAAAGUGGUGGUGUGCUGCUGUGGAGACGUGUCAUGUGUGCGUGAAAUUCUUUAAACAGACAUUUGCUUGUGGAGAUUGAGGAUUUACAUGAUGAAAAUAUAAAAUAUGCGUAGGUCAUAGGGGUGUGGAGACAUGCUAUUUGUUAGGCAUGACUGAUUUAUUGGUACGGUUCUGUAUUUUGAAAUUUUUAAUACACAU